AUGGGAAAGGCCGCGCACGCGAAGGGGAAGGCGAAGCUCGAGGCGUUCAAGCGCGCGAAGGAGGACAAGGCGAGAAGGGCGGUCGAAUCGUCGCCGUCGGCACCCGACGACGAGUGCGCGAAGGAGGAGGAGACGGCGCCGCCUCUUCCUCCUCCUCCGCCGCCGCCGCCGCCGCGCGCGCGCGCGCCGACGCUUCCGGACCCGCCGGCGGCACCGCCUCCACCAUCGACGGAGCCGCCGUGGCCGCCGCCUCCCGCGCCCCUCGCCCCGCGCGCCCCUCCGAUUCCCGAGCCCGCAUCGUUCGACGUCUCCGCCUUCGCGACGACGGCGUCGACGUCGAGGUUCGAUCGAGCCGCCGCGCUCGACGCGGAGGCGCCGCCGUUCAGGGCCGCGGAUCGAUUCUCCGCGACGCUCGCGGACGCGACGCGUCGACCGAGCGGGAGCGGGACGGCGAGCGGGACGGGAAUCGGAAUGGGAAUGGGAAUGGGAAUGGAAAUGGGAACGACGAGCGACGCGCCCGCCGUCCCGCCGCCGCCGCGCGUCGUGGACGAGCUCCCGACGUUUCGAUCGCCGUUCGAGCGCCCCUCCGCGCCGCCGAGCUUCGCGUCGAGGCCGCCGCCGCAGCCGCCGGCGACGUCGGCGGCGCACCCGGCGGAGAAGUGGCUCGCGCGGCCGCGGCGCGUCUCGGACGCCGACGGAGGGGAGACCUCGACCUCGGCCUCGGCCUCGGCCUCGGCGUCGGCGUCGACGCGGCGGCGACCGUCCGCGACGCGCGACGCCGUCGACGACUUGGACGACGACGCGCGGAUGGAGCUCGUCGCGGCUCGGCUCGCGCUGAAGGACGCGGCGCGCGAGAGAGACGCGUACGAGAGGGCGCUGAGCCGCGCGCAAGACAACGUGGAGACGCUCGCGCGAGAGAACGACGCGCUGUCUCGGCGGGUCAACGAACAGACCGACCGAGCCGCGGAGGAGAAGGAGGAGCUGGAGCGGCUGCGGCGCGAUCGCGCGGUGUACCGGUCGAAGAACGCGACGCUCACGGAGGAGAGAGACGCCGCGCGCCAGGCGGCGACGGACGCGACGGAGCGGACGCGGCGUCUGUCGAUCGAGGUGUUUCAGCUCGAGGAGAGAUGCCGGGAGUUGAGAAGCGAGUGCUUGCGGUUAGAACGGCCCUUAGAGCGCGAGCUGGACGAGCGCGGGGGGUCGACGACGACGAGGCGUCGGAACGGGAACGGGAACGUGGACGCGAGCGCGAACGUCGUCGGUGAGAGCGAGAGCGAGAGCGCGAGCGCGCGCGACGACGACGCGGUGAGGUCGACGAACGGCGCGCCCGGCGUCUCCGUCGUCGGCGCGUCGACGUGGAAGUCCGCCUCCGCCUCCGCCUCCGCGGUGGGCGAGGACCAGCUCCGGCUGAUCGACAGCAUCCACGAUCUGUUGUCCGAGGUGGAGACCGAGCGCGCGCGCGCGAGGGAUGUGCUGAGCGACGCGAAACGGCGCGUGAAGGACGCCCUCGACGCGAAAGCGGAGACGGAUCGGCGGCUCGAGGCGACGACGCGGCGGCUGGAGCUCGCGACGACGCGGGCGGAGAGCGAGGCGUUCCGCGCGUCGAUGGACGCCGCGGAGGCGGCGCGCGCGGCCGCGGCGAGGGCGUCGGACGACGAGGGGGAGGAGGAGGAGGACGAUCGCGGGGUUGUCGACGAGAGGAGGCGCGGGCUGUUGUCGUACGUCAAUCCGUUCGGUCGGCGACGCGCGAAGAGGUAG
Messenger RNA from Micromonas pusilla CCMP1545, 1758 nucleotides. RefSeq lists its product as uncharacterized. The coding region runs from base 1 to 1758 and encodes 585 amino acids. The transcript is spliced from 2 exons. NCBI's taxonomy places the organism in Eukaryota, Viridiplantae, Chlorophyta, Mamiellophyceae, Mamiellales, Mamiellaceae. The record is from RefSeq and is a predicted model, not a curated record.